AUGGGCUCGGUGUCCAACCAGCAGUUUGCAGGUGUGCUGUGGCAGAAAAACUCAAGCUACACAGGUGGCUGCGCCAAGGCAGCGGAGAAGGCGCCCGAGGAGGCGCCGGCUGACGCGGCCAGGGCGGCAGAGGAGCCGCAGCUGCUUCACGGCGGCAUCUGUAAGUGGUUCAACCUGCGCAUGGGGUUCGGCUUCCUGUCCAUGACCGCCUGCGCAGGGGUCGCGCUCGACCCCCCGGUGGACGUCUUUGUGCACCAGAGUAAGCUGCACAUGGAAGGUUUCCGGAGCCUCAAGGAGGGUGAGGCGGUAGAGUUCACUUUCAAGAAGUCUGCCAAGGGUCUGGAAUCCAUCCGUGUCACUGGCCCUGGUGGGGUGUUCUGUAUUGGAAGUGAGCGGCGGCCAAAGGGGAAGAACACACAGAAACGAAGAUCUAAAGGCGACAGGUGCUAUAACUGUGGUGGUCUAGACCACCAUGCCAAGGAAUGCAAGCUGCCGCCCCAGCCCAAGAAGUGCCACUUUUGCCAAAGCAUCAACCAUAUGGUGGCCUCAUGCCCACUGAAGGUCCAGCAGGCCCCCACUUCUCAGGGGAAGCCUGCCUACUUCCGGGAGGAAGAGGAAGAGAUCCACAGCCCUGCCCUGCUUCCAGAAGCCCAGAAUUGAGGCCCAGGAGUGGGGGCUAUUCUUUUGUUAUUGGGGAGUUUCAAGGAGGAGGCAUCAAUCGGCAGGAUGGAGAAAGUGGGAUGGGGUGGGUUGCGGGUGGCUGGCAUUGCCAUGCUUCUCAGGCCGGGGUUCCCAGUAUCACCCUGUCUUCCCUUGGUGGGGGGAAAGGGAGAGUCAAUGGAAACUCCAACCAUGCUUUAUCGACAUGCAAGUGAAGGAACCUGCAUGCCUUGGCUGAGGCUUGAACCCAACACGACAUGCGUUUGAAAGUGGCUGGGAUAGGAAAGUCCUUCUGUAGAAGGCUGUGUGAUAUUUCCCUUGCCAGACAGGGUGUGAAACAAGUGCAAAACCACAUCAAUGAACCUAACCCUCCAGCUACUACAUCCUGUGGGAGGGACUCGCAAAAGCCAGGCAAGGGUUUUCUUUCCACAUCUUGCUUACUCAUAACCCAGUCCUGGGGUGCGGUGCUGGGAACAGUGUCCAGCAGUGGGUUGUGAUGACAGGCAGAGGGUAGCUGGGCAGGGGGACAGUCGCAGACCUGCAGUGCUCCCUCACUCCCAGUCCUUUCUGGGCCAAUGUGAUUUUAAUUUAUUUGGGCCCUUGGGUAACUGCACCUUGGUUCCACUUCCUCCAGGAUGCCAACUGCACUGUCUGUGUGCGAAUGACGUAUCUUGUGCGUUUUAGUUUUUUUCCUUAAUAUAAAUAAUGGGUUUGUAUUUUUGUAUAUUUUAAUCUUAAGGCCCUCAUUCCUGCACUGUGCUCUCAGGUACACAAGCAAUCUCAGGGAUAAGUCCAAGCAGCUCCAGGUCUGCGCAGCAGGAAUACUUUUUGUUUAGAUCACCAUGGAGACCAACCAUUGGAAUGCACAGCCUAUUGAACUACCUCAUUUUUGCCAAUUACAGAUGGCUUUUCUGCCAUAUAGUCCUUAAAACCUCCGUCCACCUUAAAAUGUCUCACAGGAGGCUAGGUUUUAAUUAAGCUACCCAUGACUUGAUCUCACUUUUUUGGGCAAGAGAUUGGAAAUUACACAGGAAAAGGUGGUACAGGGAUGUCAAAAAGCUGGGCCAGGUGAAAGGCACAAGAGUCAUUUUCCAUCCCAAGUCCAUCCUUCACCAGAUGAGUCUGCCAUACACAGCAGGGUGUGAGUGUGUAUGUAUGUAUGUGUGUUGGUUUUUUAAAAUGCAAAUUUAUGAGGAUGAGGUUUUUUUGUUGUUUGAUUGUUUUUAGAUACUGGGAUUGAACCUUGGGCCUCAUUUGUGCUGGGAUGUCCCCUGCCACUGGGUUCUCCUGGUAAGGAUGCAGCCUAAGACCAACACCCUUAGUCCCACACUGUGCUGUCGAGGGAUGGGGAUGUGAAACAAGGACUCAAAUCCUUAGCCUUUCACAA
Molecule: messenger RNA, 2047 nt
Organism: Peromyscus leucopus (white-footed mouse)
Lineage: Eukaryota; Metazoa; Chordata; Mammalia; Rodentia; Cricetidae
Product: protein lin-28 homolog A-like
Molecular function (GO): nucleic acid binding; zinc ion binding
Source: RefSeq, a predicted model, not a curated record